Molecule: messenger RNA, 611 nt
Organism: Mercenaria mercenaria
Lineage: Eukaryota; Metazoa; Mollusca; Bivalvia; Venerida; Veneridae
Product: insoluble matrix shell protein 5-like
Exons: 5
Coding region: 106-549 (147 amino acids)
Molecular function (GO): calcium ion binding
Source: RefSeq, a predicted model, not a curated record
UUAUCUAUGCUCUAUAUUUGUCAAUCUAAGGUCAUAUUUCGAAAUGUGGCGAUAAACACUAUAUAAUCAAUCUGUCGCAGACUAAAACACCAAAAAGACAUCAACAUGUUGACAGUGGCAAUCGUCUCUGCUUGCAUUGCUCUUUGCAGUAGUGCAACGUGGCAGAUUCCUCAUGGUCACGACCUGAAGGUGAUAGUUGAUAACGGUUUCAAAGCAUUUGAUACAAACCACGAUGGUGUACUGUCAUUUCAGGAGCUUGAAAUUGUGUAUCAAAAAGAGGAUUUGAAUCACGAUGGUAAUCUUACACUAGCUGAAUAUGCAAGCUACUGGCAUACAACACAAGAUGUUCUCGCCCCAAUAUAUAAUGUGUGGGAUAAAGAUGGUGACGGCUAUGUGCAGCCAGACCAUAUGCUUGACUACAAGCAUUUGCUCGACCCAAAUGGUGACGGCACUGUAAGUCUACACGAAUACGAGCAUUACAUGACGGGGUUCCUUGAGUGUGUUUAUGGUCAUGGUGAACACGGACAUGGACAUAACUGUGAUCACUAGUCCUACCACAAGAUGCCGCAAUGUGUUCUCAUAAGUUAUAAUAAAACAAUCUAUUUCAUGCA